UACUGUACAAGUAUAGAUUUCGUUUUAGCGUAACACGUUGCUUAAUCGAGUGCAGAGACAUCGAUGGACUCGACGUCUCGCGCAGAUACGAUACUUCCUGCGCAGCCCCGCCUCCUUGCUUUUUGCUGCGCGCGCCAACCUUGGCUCCAAUCGUGACUCAAAUCCUGAGUAGUUUGACUAUUAAAUUAACUUCGCACGCGGUGUAUUUGUGCUUUCCUCGACCUGGGAUAGAUGAACAAUGUGACCUGGAGAAGUUUUGCAACUCGUUUUUGGCUGUCUCUUGUCAAAAUCACAUGUUAUUGUUAUUAAGAAGCCGGGAGGCAAGAGGAGGAAGGAUCCUCAAGUUCACUCUGGACUGCACACACCCAGUGGAGGAUGGCAUCAUAGACGCCGCCAGUUUUCCAUUUUCCAUCGCUUAUCCUGUUCUGGAUUGCCAGAGACCUAUCACAGCUGACUUUGGGCGAAAGCUACCUCAAGUAUCUCACUAUGAAGUAUCUGAAGAAAAACAACCUCAGGGACUGGUUUCAACAGCAAGGAAAGCUACGAGCUGCGCUACUUCCAGAUCAACCAGGAUGAAGAUGAGGAGGAAGAUUGAAGCAGACUCCAUGUUCAAUUAAGCAUCCAAAGACUGAAAAGUAACAUUGUCUUUUUAAAUUUCACUGGAGGAUAUCAUUCACAAGGAAACAUCAUAUUUCUCGUAAGUGAGUAGUUUGCGAUGUCAUUUUGUUUGUACAUCAACAGCUCCCAGGACAAUCACCAAAAUAAACAUAUUGUUAAAUGUAUACCUCGUUGACAGUGUCCAUCCAAAAUGAACAUAACCUUUUAAAAAUAGAUGUGAAGGAAAAAUGUGAGGGGGAAAAUGGUAAGGAAAGAAGCACAUAAAAGUGACAUUUUGGAAUAUUUAUUUUCUUGUUCCUGCUUUUUGGAAGGGCUAAUAGAAGUUACAAUGCAUUCCUUAAAAAGUCUUCAAAACACUCAUUGAUCUUAA
Molecule: messenger RNA, 988 nt
Organism: Dunckerocampus dactyliophorus (ringed pipefish)
Lineage: Eukaryota; Metazoa; Chordata; Actinopteri; Syngnathiformes; Syngnathidae
Gene: rpl22
Product: ribosomal protein L22
Exons: 4
Coding region: 294-617 (107 amino acids)
Source: RefSeq, a predicted model, not a curated record